Lathyrus sativus (Indian pea) is the source of this 2661-nucleotide messenger RNA. NCBI's taxonomy places the organism in Eukaryota, Viridiplantae, Streptophyta, Magnoliopsida, Fabales, Fabaceae. The record is from the annotation of a GenBank genome assembly.
AUGAGAAAAUCUAAACCCCUUUUCAACCUUCUCCACAACAACCAUAACCAAAACCCCAAUCUUUUUCACCUUCUCCUCAAACCCUUUUCUUCUCUCAACCAACAACCCCACCUCGUUUCACAAAUCUUCACCGUCCUUUCUCAACCCCAAUGGCGAAAAAACCCUUCUUUUAACACCUUAAUCCCUUCCCUAACCCCAACCCAUCUCUCUUCUCUCUUCAACCUCGACCUCCACCCUCUCACAGCUCUAAACUUCUUCAAAUGGAUCAAUCACCAACACGGAUUCAUCCAUACUGUCCACUCCUACCAACCCCUCCUUUUCAUUCUAGUUCGAAAUGGGUUCCUUCGUGCUGCGGAAAAUGUUCGAAACUCCAUGAUCAAGUCGUGUGAUUCCCCACAAGAAGCAAGCUUUGUUUUGAACCUAUUGCGGCUAAUGAAUACAACCCAUCAUGAAAAUCUCGCGUUUAAGCUCUCUGUUACUUCGUAUAAUAGACUUCUUAUGUUGUUGUCGCGGUUUGCUUUGGUCGAUGAAUUGAAUUUUUUGUUUAAGGAUAUGUUGGAGGAUGGGGUUUUGCCUAAUUUGAUUACUUUCAAUACUAUGUUGAAUGUUUAUUGUAAGCUGGGGGAUGUGGUUGUGGCCAAGGCUUAUUUUUGUGGAUUAAUAAAGAGUGGUUUUUGUUGUGAUACGUUUACUUAUACUUCCUUGAUAUUGGGUUAUUGUAAAAAUCAUGAAUUGGAGAAUGCUUAUAAGGUGUUUGAGAUUAUGCCGCGGGAGGGUUGUCGAAGGAAUGAGGUUUCCUAUACUAAUCUUAUUCAUGGUUUUUGUGAAGCUGGGAAGCUUGAUGAGGCUCUCGAGUUGUUCUUUCAAAUGAAGGAGGAUGGUUGUUUUCCAACUGUUCGGACUUAUACGAUUCUCAUAGCUGCAUUGUGCGAGUUGGGGAAGGAGGCGGAAGCUCUGAAGUUUUUUGAGGAGAUGGUGGAAAGACGUUGUGUGCCUAAUGUUUAUACUUAUGUUGUGUUGAUUGAUUAUUUCUGCAAGGUUGGUAAGAUGGAAGAGGGGAUGAAAAUAUUGAAAACAAUGUUGGAGAAAGGGUUGGUUUCUAGUGCUGUUCCAUUUAAUGCCUUGAUUUCUGGGUAUUGUAAACGGGCAAUGAUGGAGGAUGCCAUCGGUGUUUUGGAUUUAAUGAAGUCGAAUAAAGUUUGCCCAAAUGAACGAACUUAUAAUGAACUAAUUUGUGGGUUUUGUGGAAGAAAAAGCAUGGACAGGGCGAUGGCGUUGGUUAAUAGAAUGUUUGAAAGCAAGUUGUCUCCCAACCUUAUCACAUAUAACACCUUAAUCCAUGGGCUGUGUAAUGCGGGUGCGGUCGAUAGUGCUUGGCGGCUGUAUCAUAUGAUGAUUGAAGAUGGCUUCAUUCCUGAUCAGAGGACUUUUUGUGCUUUUAUAGACUGCCUCGGUAGAAUGGGAAAAGUUGUACAAGCACGUAAGGUCUUUGAGUCCCUCAAGGAAAAACACGUUGAAGCAAAUGAAUUCAUAUAUACAGCCUUGAUUGAUGGCUACUGCAAGGCUGAGAAAUUUGAUGAUGCCCGGUUAUUAUUCAAAAAGAUGCUUGCUGAGGGAUGUUUGCCGAACUCUAUCACGUUCAAUGCCUUGUUAGAUGGCUUGCGCAAAGAGGGGAAAGUGGAUGAUGCAAUAUUGUUUGUGGAUGACAUGGGAAAGUUUAAUCUGAAGCCUACUGUUCAUACAUAUACAAUUCUCAUUGAGGAAGUAUUGAGGGAAAGUGACUUCAACCGUGCUAAUAGAUUUCUUGACCUAAUGAUUUCAUCUGGAUGUCAGCCUAAUGUGGUCACAUAUACUGCUUUUAUUAAAGCAUAUUGCAGCCAAGGAAGAUUACAGGAUGCUGAAGAGAUGGUGGUCAAGAUUAAAGAAGAAGGCAUGGUACCCGACUGCAUGGUCUAUAAUUUAUUAAUGAAUGCUUAUGGAUGUAUAGGACAACUAGACAAUGCAUUUGGUGUUCUCAAACGCAUGUUUGGUACAGGUUGUGAGCCUUCAAUUCAAACACAUUCCAUUCUAAUGAAGCAUCUAAUGGUUGAAAAACAUAAUAUUUCAGUUGAUAAUGCCGAUAUAUGGAAGAUAACCGACUUUGAAAUCAUAACCACGCUCUUUGAGAAAAUGGUGGAACACGGCUGUGUGCCUAAUGUUAAGACUUACAACAAGCUUAUUAUAGGACUUUGCAAAGUGGAACACUUGUCGAUAGCCUUUAGGUUGUUGAACCAUAUGAGAGAAAAUGGAAUAAUUUCAUCUGAAGUUAUUCAUAAUUCUCUUCUAAGUGGAUGCUGCAAGUUGGGAAUGCACGAAGAAGCAUUGAGAUUGCUGGAUUCUAUGAUGGAGUGUAAUCAUUUAGCACAUCUAGAAUCCUAUAAGCUUCUCAUUUGUUGGCUAUUUGAACAGAGUAACAAAGAGAAGGCUGAAGCAAUUUUUCAUAGAUUACUAAGCUGUGGGUAUAAUUAUGACGAAGUGGUUUGGAAAGUCCUAAUUGAUGGUCUAGCUAAGAAAGGUUAUGUUGAUGAGUGCACACAAUUGCGGAACAUUAUGGAUAAAAAUGGUUGUCGUUUACAUCCCAAGACGCAAUCUAUGUUAACUCGGGAACUGAAUGGAACUUAA